Messenger RNA from Bursaphelenchus okinawaensis, 2042 nucleotides. The record is from the annotation of a GenBank genome assembly. Lineage: Eukaryota; Metazoa; Nematoda; Chromadorea; Rhabditida; Aphelenchoididae.
AUGUUACGAAAUCACCAGAUUUCGAAAUACAUGUGAGUCAUCAUGACAAAUCGUAAAGUAACCAAUAAGCGCAGUACACGCCAACGCUAUUUCGAAAUACAUUUCGAAAUAGUCGUGCAAACUCCGCCUACUUUCUAGUACUAUAAAAGUACAACCUUUGUACACCUAUUCAGCCAGCAAUACGACCCGCUGCUCCUGGUACCAGCACUACUCUUUAUUACUCUUAUUCUCUAUAUAAUUUGUAUUACUCUGUUAAAUAAAUUGCUACCCUGACUUCUACUGUACCUCGUAUAACUUUACUAUUGGAACCCCUUCACGUCACAAAUUCCGUAACCACGGACGGUCACAACAUCUUCUCUGUCCAAGUCGGUUACCGGUAUGUAAUCCUUGCCAUAUCUGUAGCCUUUAAUCAAAUUUCGCUUUUCAAUUACACGGGCCGGGCUUGAAAAUUGGGCCCGGCCCGGCCCGUUGCUCAUGUCUGGUUCCGAGGUUUUUUAAGGAUAAAGAAAGUAAAAAUGCAACGAUUAAGCAUCUUUAUUAAAUAAAAAGGAAGGGGAAAUAAAUCAGAGGAAAAUCCUGUCAAAAAAAUUAAUGAAAAAUUUCCGCACGUAUAAUAUAAAACUGAUAUCUCUUGAUAACUCAAGUUCUACUUCAUAGAAUCAGACGUUCUUAGUAUCAAAUUAUUCCUUUUUUCCUCCUUAAUCGAACUGUUGCUACCGCUAUAGCUGCUCAUGUGCUCGUUGCAAAGUUAUGACGUAUUUUAGAGUUUGAAGAAGCGUAUUUUUAAUAUGAAUACCAAAUUUUUACUAAGCGCUCAAACUCAAAGAGAUUUUUUAAAUUAGGGAAUUGAAGUGUUGCUUUUUAAUUGUUAUUAAACACUUUUGUGAUAUCUGCACUUUAACAUGUCGAAAAAAUACGGGGCACGUCAAGAAAAAACGAUUUUGCUUUUGCGUCUUGAACAGAUUUUUGGCGUUUCUCAAAUAGCGGAAAAAUAUUUUUUCUUCUGCUUUUCUUUUUUCGAAAAUGCCUUUCGGGUUUAUUAUUAAUUUAGUUUCGAGGUUUUUUAAGGAUAAAGAAGAUAAAAAAUGCAACGAUUAAGCAUCCAUAUUUUAAUAAAUAAAAAAGAAGGUAAAAUAAUUUUCUGAGGAAUAUCCCACCAAAAAAUUAAUGAAAAAUUUUCUUAUGACGUAUUUUAGAGUUUGGAAAAACGUAUUUUUAAUAUGUAUACCAAAUUUUUAUUAAGCGCUCAAACACAAAGAGAUUUUUUAAAUUAGGGAACUGAAGUGUUGCUUUUUAAUUGUUAUUAAACACUUUUGUGAUAUCUGUAAUUUAACACGUCGAAAAAACAUCGCGAAGUUAACAUACUAUUAGUUCCUCCUUGUUGCGGAAUGCCAAGCGAUUUUCUCUGGAUAAUUGUUUUUCUUUUAUUUUUUCUUGACGUGCGGGGGAAUCUGCACGGCGCAGUGGAAUAAAAAGGGGCGCGAUUUUCCCAGGGGCUGUGCACCGGGCAAAGAGACAUUCUUUUCGGGAAAGACUGAUAUUAAAUUAGUCAACAUUUUAACAUAAUAGGGAAAUUUUUAAGACAGCGGCCGAAGAGGAACACAGCUCUGGAGCAUCACUCGCCUCUGAAUCUUCGGACGCGAAGGCUGCUACAGGAUCCAACAGUCAUAUUAAGUUUGACUCACAUCGACUGGAAGAUAAAAAGCUCUGGCACAGAAACAAUGCCAAGAAGACGGAACCUCAGACAAGUGGGAGCUCGGUAAAGGAGACAUGUUAUACGAUAAAACAUGUCUAAUAGUAUCACAUGUCUAUAUCAAUAUUUUUUUUGUUUUUAGCACAGCUCGGUCACUAAAAAAUCGUCAACAAAAUCAGAAGUGGGAAAAGAGAAGGAACAACCAAAAAGCGAAGAGUACUUUAUGGUACCCGGCUACGAAGUGCGCUCCGAGUACGUACUGAAGAAGUCGGUCGACAAAUCAAAACUCAAAAAAUCGACCGAUGGUUCGUCGAAGGAAGUCAAAUCCAGCUAUUUUGGAUAUAAAUAA